GCCGACCAGGAGCGCUGAGUGCCGUCUUGGGCGACGCGCACAGUGCCUGAGCCCCACUGGCCCCGACCACCGCCCACCGCCAUUCGAGCGCCGAUCGGUUCGAGGCGCCGCUUGCUGUGUCUCAGCGCACGUGCCCACCACCACCACUCAACGCCGUCAUGACAUGUCCGCGCGAGCUGUAGACCUCCAUGCCGCUCCCCAUGCCCGGCUCCCCAGCCGCUUCGUGGGCCGUCUACCGCGCGCGUCUGAGGGCUGUCUUCGACGGCGCCGACCCUAGAGUGUGUGCUGCCUUCUGGCUGUUUGGACUCAUCAACAAUGUGCUCUACGUCAUCAUCCUCUCCGCCGCCCUCGAUCUCGUCGGCGCCGACGUUCCCAAAGGCGUCGUCCUCCUCUGCGACGUGAUUCCCUCGUUCCUCACCAAGCUCUGCGCCCCCUACUUCAUCCACAAGAUACCCUACAACGUGCGGAUAUGGGUCUUUGUAGCCUUGUCUGCGAGCGGCAUGCUCAUCAUCGCCGUCACUCCCGCGCUGCAAGACUCGAGGACGAUCGCCAUCAAGAUGUGUGGUGUCAUGCUGGCGAGUUUGAGUAGUGGUGGUGGCGAGCUCAGCUUCCUGGGCCUGACACACUACUACGGCCACUUUGCCCUCGCAGCCUGGGGCUCUGGAACAGGCGGUGCAGGCCUGGUUGGAGCCGGCGCGUACGCCCUGGCGACGAACACGCUGCGCAUUAGCCCCCGCACGAGCUUGCUGUUCUUCUCCUUCCUGCCUUUGAUCAUGCUUGCUAGCUUCUACUUUGUGCUCCCCCACGGGCCGUUGAAAGCUGGAUCGAACAAGAGCCACGACUACGAAGCCAUCGACAGCGACGAUCAGCCAGACGCAGACGAGCCACUGGACCGCGAAAGGGAGCAUGACGGGCUAUUGGCGUCAUCCGUCCACUCUGCAUCCGGGCGAAGCUUCGCCCCGGUCAAAGAGGAUGGCAUCGCUGGAGCUCUGAAGAGCUUCCAGGCCAACCUAAACCGCGCUCGGGGCCUGUUCUUUCCAUACAUGCUACCUCUUCUCCUCGUCUACAUCGCUGAGUACACCAUCAACCAGGGUGUAGCGCCGACCCUGUUGUUCCCGCUUGCCGACUCUCCCUUCACCGAGUACCGCUCCUUCUACAGCACCUACGCCGUCAUCUACCAGGUUGGCGUCUUCAUCUCGCGGUCGUCGACGCCAUUCAUACGUGUCCACCACCUGUAUCUGCCUUCAUUUCUGCAAAUCGCCAACCUGAUUCUCCUGACUCUCCACGCCAUGUUCGACUUCAUCCCGAGCUACUACGUUGUUUGUGUGGUGAUCUUCUGGGAAGGCCUGCUCGGCGGGCUUGUGUAUGUGAGCACGUUUGCCGAGAUCACAGACAACGUCAAGAAGGAGGACAGAGAGUUCAGUCUCGGAGCCACCAGCGUGAGCGACUCUGCGGGCAUCUGCAUAGCCGGGUUCGUGAGCAUGGGCGUUGAGGUUGGGCUGUGCAAGUGGCAGGUCGGCCAGGGCAGGAACUAUUGCAAGUUGACGUAGAAGGCGGAUAGCCGUCUUAACAGACAAUUCGAGCUAUUUCAUCUCAACUAUCUUGACCAGCUCUGUUCUUGGCAGCUUGUGCCGCAACGACGGCGAAUUACGCAGACAUAGUAAGACUCGAUCAACGAAAAACACCAAACUUGAAACCAGGUGAUGCCUUUA
Boeremia exigua is the source of this 1712-nucleotide messenger RNA. RefSeq names its product batten's disease protein Cln3. The transcript has 3 exons. Gene Ontology annotation, biological process: regulation of intracellular pH. Gene Ontology annotation, cellular component: membrane; vacuole. The record is from RefSeq and is a predicted model, not a curated record. Bases 189 to 1550 code for a protein of 453 amino acids. NCBI's taxonomy places the organism in Eukaryota, Fungi, Ascomycota, Dothideomycetes, Pleosporales, Didymellaceae.